AUGCAGAAAUUCGGCUGUCCUGAGCAGUUCACCCACAUGGUACGUGCGCUGUACGAUGGGAUGAUGGCGCACGUCAUGGACGACGAGGUGGUCUCCAAAAUCUUUGCAGUGACCAGUGGAGUGAAGCAGGGCUGUGUCUUAGCGCCUGCCCUCUUUAGUCUCAUGUUCUCUGCCAUGCUGAUGAACGCCUACCAUGACGAGCGUCCCGGGAUCCGCACCAACUACAGAAUGGACAGGCACCUUCUCAACAUCCGAUGUCUGCAGGCCCCUACGCGCGUGUUUACAACCACAGUUCAUGACUUGCUGUUUGUGGACGACUGCGCUCUCAGCAUCACAACAGAAGCGGACAGGCAAAGGAGUAUGGAACUCUUCGCCGCAGGUUGUGCAAACUUCGGUCUUACCAUCAACACAGAUAAGACGGUGGUCAUGCAUCAACCACCACUCCGUGAUGACUGCAAUGCUCCACUUAUCAAAGUCAGCUCUCCAAAGCGAGCCGAGCUUUCGGCCGGUUUCAAGCUUAUGUGUGGAAUUGUCAUGGCCACCGACUGUGCACGAAACUAA
Messenger RNA from Dibothriocephalus latus, 561 nucleotides. Lineage: Eukaryota; Metazoa; Platyhelminthes; Cestoda; Diphyllobothriidea; Diphyllobothriidae. The record is from the annotation of a GenBank genome assembly.